CAGUCAAGCACCUGAUAAUUGUUGCAAAAGAAAACUGACCAGAAUUGCAGAUAUCCUCCAGUAUAUGUAAGGUGUAUUAUGGGCGUACACGUACUUUCGGGAGCGGACCGAGCAUGUCGCAGAUUGCCUUUUCCUUCUCGUUUAUCAUCCGUACACAGCGUUGGGCUACCCACCUUAUUUGACCUCUCAGCCAAUCCUACGCCUUCACAUCCGUGUCCAUAAGCCAUCUCUUCGUUUCUCUACAGGCAAGUAUUUGUGCCAGUACCCAUGGCCCCCUUUUGCCCAGCUUUUGUCUGCGUCAUAUGCAGAUCGAGGGGCAACGAUCCGUGGGAGAAGACACGGUACAGUGGUGUACCCUUCCGUUCAUCUAGACCGUCUUUUGCUUAGUGUUGCAACCCCUGGGAUACAGCCAAGCCACCACGAAGCUGGCCUGGUUCGUGGUUGGGCCCUGCAUGACAUUUCUCCAUGUCCUCUUCAUGACGGCUUUGCAUUCUGGCUAGCCGUUCUGGGAUCAAAGACCGGCGGGAGACAGUCACUUGGAAGAUCUGAUUAAAAGCCAGUCGUGCCCGGGAACACAACUACAUCGCGACGCCGUUGCUGUUCUUCAAACACUUCAGUUCGACUUCAUGGUGCGCAAGUGAUCGAGAUGGCCGAAACAACCAAUCCCCGGGCCGAGCUCCCGGUAGAUGUGUUCAGCAUCAUUGAGCGCACCUGUUCCGUCUUUUCCCUCCUCGGCUCAGUCCUUGUGAUUGGCACCUUUUGCGCCUCCAAAGCGUUCCAUAAACCCAUCAACCGUCUAGUAUUCUAUGCCUCGUUUGGCAAUCUCAUGACCAAUGCUGCCACGUUGAUGGCUCGGUCCUUCAUCGCGAAUCCAAGAUCGGCUGGCUGCCAAUUCCAGGGAUUUCUUAUUCAAAUGUUUAUGCCCGCUGAUACAUUUUGGACAUUGGCCAUGGCGGUCAAUGUGUAUUUGACCUUUUAUUUCAAGUUUGAUGGAACUCGGUUACGAAAGAUGGAAAUCCCCUAUCUUCUUUGCUGCUAUGGGAUUCCCUUCAUCGUCGCCCUCACCUUCAUCUUCAUUGAGACCCCGGAAAAAGGCAAGAUGUAUGGGAACGCAACGCUGUGGUGCUGGGUGAGCCCUAGGUGGGACAUCUUCCGCAUUGCGACGUUCUACGGACCGAUCUGGAUUGUUAUUCUCAUCACCUUUUUCAUUUACAUCCGCGCCGGCCGCGAAAUCUACAAGAAACACAAGCAACUCCGUAACUUUAGCACCAGUCACCACGACCACGAGCCGAUCACAGAGGACCCCUUCAGCUCGGUCAAGACCACCGAGGUUUCGGUUACCUCUGAAGUCAUUGACAAAAGUCUUGCAACCUUGGGCAUCGUACAAAGCGGAAACGAACAACCGAAAGCACCGAAUGCUGCCUACUCAGUUCACAUAUCAUCUAACAAGCGAGCUCCCGAGCGGGACUCUUAUGGCGAUAUACCGCCGACCACACAAACCAACAUCACAAUCGAUCCUCCGACACGCAACGCCACCGCUGGGGCUAACCCGCUCCGCCGUCGAGCUGCCUAUGAAGCCAACAAUGCGACCUGGUCCUACACAAAGUGCUCCAUCCUAUUUUUCACCGCCAUGCUUGUUACAUGGAUUCCUUCUAGCGCCAACCGCGUGUAUUCUGUCGUCCAUAGGGAACAAGCGUCGCUUCCACUUGAAUACAUGUCCGCCUUUGUGCUUCCUCUCCAAGGUUUUUGGAACGCCAUCAUCUACGUCGUCACAUCGUGGAGAGCGUGUCAACUGCUGUGGGAGGAUACCAAGGCCUGGUUUGGACACAAGGAUCAGCAUUCCCACGGCGAUGGUUCCUUCCAGAUGAUGAGCAGCGGACGGAACGCAUUCAAGAACAGCGACAAGACGUACGAGACAGAAAGCAUGACGGAGUUGGCGGGGUCGGCAUCACACGCCGAGGAUCGGUCUCCCAUUGAGCCACCUUCAAAUACGCUGGGUCGAGAUUGAACAUGCUGCCAUCAUUUUUUGUUUCUUAAUAGUAUCGCCUUGAUUGUUUUUUUGGCGUUAAGACUCGAAAUACAGAGAUUUUGGAUAUGGCCCAGGGCCUAAUUCAGAUGUAUUCUAUACAGCCACUUUUUGGCUGUUAUUGCAAGACAGCAGUUGCGCGGUGGUUCUGGGUAGCGGUGGGAAACGGGCUACGGAGAAUUAUACCCCUGGAUUUUUCCUUGUUUUUUUUUUAUGGUUCUUUUACAAUCACUUUAUGACUUUUAUAUCUGUCAUGUACACACGAGGUAUGAUGGGAACUCGAGUUACAGCUUUGAUGCGACAUCGAGUUCGGACUUUUCUUUAUGUUUAUUUUGGAUUAAACCUGAGACAUUUUUGUCCUUCAAAAAGUUUCCAGGGGUUUGGGAUAUUUAUGUCUCAUAGUAAUCGGGAGGGCUGGUAAAAGUCAACUGGGAUAAAAUCAGGCAGUCCUGACCUCAUAGCAAUAGCUAUGGAGUUUCAAUGGAUGCAUUAGUUGGAAUCUCUCACGCAGAGGUUGGAUCAUCUCUUAUUUGCAAUCAUUGCCUGCCGCUUUCUGAGGCCAUCCCAGGUUCCAGAUCCCUCAGUCAACCCGUGCCGCAUCAUCAUGAACCACAGCGUCGCACGCAACACGACGCUGACCACCUCCUGUCCAGGAACCCGGGGCCCUGCUGCGCCGCCCAACAGCAAACGAGAGCCUCAUGACACAGUGGAAUUAAGUUGCAAUGAUACAGACCAGGAAAUCGGUCUUUUCGGCUGCGAACUAGCACCACCAAGACUCAAUAAUUAUCAAUUGAAAUCCUAUUGUGUAUGUACCCCUCUGCUACCUGCCUUGCCAUAUCACACUCAUGAGACAGCCUUGUCUCGUCUCAUCCUUGGCCUUCCAUUCUUCUUUGCAUCCCACGUUGCUUCUUUCUGCCUGCAUACGGAUGUCACUGAUGGGCAUGUUUGAAACACGAUUCUGGUCACAAAUCACACAAGGGCCUGGGUGCCGAUCUCAGAUCUUGAUCGAACUUUACUUUUUGCUUUUAUGAGAUGCGAAUCAAACCCGCAUGUCCCACCACACUGAGAUUUCUUUUUUUUCCUUGUGUGUCUUCAAACGGCUUCGAUCUUGUUUGUGCUUUUUGUGGCGGCAGGCUGCAGAGGAAAUGUUCCGAUCACUUUUGGGGGCGGGGAAGGCGCGGGGACAUAGGAUCGUGGUUUUGACUCUCGGCCGAGACACAAAAGAACUUGCAGAUUUGUUCAUGUCGUCAAAUUGAAUUGAUCAUAAAGAAAAAAAUUGCAAAGGAUAAUAGUUGGUGUUGUGUUUGCUUGUGAUGCUCGCGUUGUGCUUGCCGAGAUAAUUGACUAUGACAAGAUACACAAACUACUAUUGCUAUAUGCCUUGCAAGAGGUUGUAGAUCUGUUAGUGAGACAUCACCUUACUCAACUCCACCCAUACACCACUCACCACCCAGCCUCCAAACACGUUCGGGAACAAAAAAAUUCCCAAGCCUGUGAUUCAUGACAGGUUGGCAACUUCGGCAGCGUCGAAACCAUCCCGAGAAAUCCCAGAAGCUUUUUUCUUUCCCGCCAUAAGCGAUAACCGCGGACUGGAAGCAACUGUUAAAAGCCUGAUAUUUUCUGACACAUCAUCAAUCCUCCAAAUCCUACACAUAUCAUUCACCCAUUUCGUCCUGCGGAGGACUUUCCAACCAAGCAAUUUCUUCUUCCUUCUCUUUCCCCAAUUCCACUGUAACCCUCACCCAAGAAAAGAAGCAACACACCAAAGUCUGGGGAAAUCUGGCUCCAAUCGCCGUUGUCUCCAUCAAAGACCCCAUAACGAUGUCACGUUCCCCAGAGAACCCACUGCGGAAAGGCUCCGUUUGGGAGGAUAGAAUCCAUAAUUUUAUUCUGACCGCGCCGGCGAACUUGGUCUCUGGGAGUUGAUCGCGGGGCAGGCGAUGAGAUGGCGAAUUGAUUUAAAGUAGAUUCAUAUGCCUCUUGGCCUUUUUGGUUGACAAAACUCCUCGGCAUCGUCGGAUCACGAUUCCCAGGUAAUUUUGUCCCUCAGCUCUUCCUCUGGGUCUUGGUAUCCGCGAUGUUACUUCAGUCCAAAAACCCCACAACACCGUUUCUCUGACCGUUUUUUGAGGAUGUAAAACUGUCGCACUUCCCCAAUUCAUCACCACCACCACCACCAUCAGGCAACCUAUCUGCGACCUCCUUAAACGACCACACCACACCAUCACUAUAAACUUUGCAUCUUUCCAGUCCGCUUCCGAAUUUCCCAUACCUGCCCUCCCCCUAUCCCUCCUAUUCUCCUGCGUCAAAUCUGGCAGCUUACCUUUGCAUCCAAAUUACCCUGCUUGCUUUUGCUUGCUUGCUUGCGUUUCACCAGCCCAGCAGCAGCUGCUAUAUCCCACAGGAAGAGAGAGGGGCGAAUGUUGUAAAACAACACACACUUCAGGUUCCCUUCCGCGGGGGAUAGAUUGAUUACCACCCAACCCUUCUUCUGUGUAGUUUUUGCCCCCCUUCCACCCAAAUAGUUUGAGUGGGGGGUCGCUCUUAACUCAGCCAGCCACAACACCAGCAGUCCGGCUCGCCCGUUCUCGGUUGUGGUCUGGGGGGUAGCUACCUUAUGGAGAACGAACGUCCUAGAAUUUUGGGGCGAAGGGAGGGGGUUCUUGGAUAGAAUAUACUCACCAGCAAACUGAGCCGGGUAGCACACGCUCUUUGGUCAUACCGGGUCAUUAGUUGACUUUCCCCGGUUAUACCUGUUUUAUGGACUGUUGUGAUGGUGCAACGAAAAAAAUUGGGUUGUCAAGAAUGCAGUCGGCGGGUGUAUACAUGGGGAGAAGAAAACCUGUCCAGUGUUACCUUUGAAAGCUCUGAUGCUCAAACCCAGAGAGCUCCGAAAAUCCGGAAAGAACAGACAUGGCAGCCAGCGAAUCAAACAAUCGUCCUUCAAUGUUGCUUGAGAGCAGCUGGAAGAGACGAGGGGGGUUGGCACGAUGAUAUUGGCCGAGAUAUGCUUCCCCUGGGCAACCAAACUAUACCUCUUGAAUUGGUGGUGCGCGUGGACAACUUUCCCAUUCAGCCCUGCUUGUGAAAGCCUGUUCGUUCUGAUAGUUAUUAUGUCUAAAAUAUCUCUAAAGGCCUAUUAGCUAUCUUGAAAGGCCUAUUAACUAUCUUUAAAGGCAUGGUUUACGAUAC
Molecule: messenger RNA, 5218 nt
Organism: Podospora bellae-mahoneyi
Lineage: Eukaryota; Fungi; Ascomycota; Sordariomycetes; Sordariales; Podosporaceae
Exons: 6
Coding region: 647-2008 (453 amino acids)
Biological process (GO): cell surface receptor signaling pathway; adenylate cyclase-activating G protein-coupled receptor signaling pathway
Cellular component (GO): plasma membrane
Molecular function (GO): G protein-coupled receptor activity
Source: RefSeq, a predicted model, not a curated record